AUCCUUGCAGUCCGCAUUUUAACAGCAACAAUGUAGUAUUACAUAUUUGGGGAAAUUCAAUGUCACACACAAUACUAUCAGAAGUAAAAAAUAGUUGAACAAUUUUGAUUAUUGCUAUUUUGAACGGAAAUUAAUGAAGCUUUUACGUUUCGUGAUUUUAACAAUUUCUAAUGAUGUAAAAGAGAAAGUAUACAUCUUUUAUGUGGUGCUGUAAAACUAACUAUGCUCAAAGCUACAUUACAUGUAAAACUUAUGAAUAAUUAUGUUUGGUUAUUAUCUACUCAAUAAGGGAAUAAAAUUGGUAUAAUAACAUAAAUGCAUAAUUGGACUACACAUAUAUAAAAGCAAUCGAAAAUCUUAAAGUUAAAUACAACAAAUAAUAUAUUAUAUACGUAAAUUUGUAACAUAUACCCAAAAGAAAUUAAACAGCUGACUUAAAAAUGGAAUAAUACCAAGCCCACACACUAGUAAGCACAAAUGCGAACUGUGGAGCUGAUGUGAAAACAUAAAAAUAAGAAUAUAUACCACUUAUGAACAUUUAAAGCGGAAAGUCGUGCUCUUAAUAAGUUCCAUUUUGCCCAGCAGUAAAGAAAAGUAAAUAUCUAAACGCCAAUAUGUCUAGCACCUCUUCUACCGAUGAUAGUGGAGAUUUGUUCGAUCCUCUUACCGAAGAGCUCCAAAAUGUUCAAUCUGUAAUACAUGUUACACGAGAAAAUAUAGAUGCCCUUAAUGCAAAAUUUGCAAAUUUACAAGAGCCGCCUCCAAUGUAUAUAACGGAAUACCAAGAACUUACUUCAAAGCUUCACGAUCUCUUCGUAAAGGAACAUGAACUAAUGGAGCAACUGAGUAGUCAGCAAGAGGAAGCAAACAAAGUGGAUCAACAAAAAAUCCAGUUUGAAUAUACCAAUCACCAACCCCAAUAUCAGAAUCAGCAACAAUCAUCGCAUCAACAUGCGCAUUUACCAUCAAUUGAUAUGACGGAUUCUUAUGCGGCAAACAGUAAUAGUGGAAGUCGAUGUAGUACUUUAACGCGACCACCAAAAGUGCUGUUGCGAGCUCAUUUACCAAAUCAACAGCGAACAUCUGUUGAGGUUGUACCAGGUGUGCGAUUACGUGAUGCGCUUAUGAAGGCACUUAAAUUACGACAACUAAAACCGGACAUGUGUGAAGUUUCUGCAACAGAUAGUGGCCGCAGCAUUAUUCCAUGGGACACUGAUAUUGGUUCACUCAUGGUGGAAGAAAUUUAUGUACGCUUAUUGGAUAAAUGUCCAAUAAUGACUCAUAUAUCACACCAGUUCAUAAGAAAGACAUUUUUUUCAUUGGCUUUUUGUGAGGGCUGUCGUCGUUUGCUCUUUAGUGGUUUUUACUGCAGCCAGUGUAAUUUUCGGUUUCAUCAAAGAUGUUCCGAUAAAGUACCUACACUUUGUCAACAAUUUCCAAUGGAUAUUUCCUAUUAUCAACGACUUUUGGCACAAAACCCAGAAAAUUUUGUUGGAAUAUUACAUCCUGGAAGGAAUGCCAUAUUAAAUCAAGGAAGGCACCCUCGCACAAUUAGCCAACAAGAUCGCUCAAACUCGGCUCCGAAUGUGUGUAUUAAUCGACCAUUAACAGAGGCGCAACGGUGUUUGGUGCAGAAUCAUGUUCCUUUACAGCAUCAUGGUAGCGAUCACCCUAACUCAACACAGGCUUCACCCACCGGCACGUUGAAAACUAUAAAGCGACAAAGAGCUCGAUCUGCAGACGAAAGCAAUAAAAAUCUUUUGUCACCUCGGGACGGAAAAGGUUCUGAAGAAAAUUGGAAUAUUCAAGCUGAGGAAAUCUUGAUUGGUCCGAGGAUUGGUUCUGGAUCUUUUGGUACAGUGUAUAAAGCUCAUUGGCAUGGUCCAGUGGCAGUAAAAACAUUGAAUGUUAAAACUCCAAGUCCUGUCCAGUUGCAGGCGUUUAAAAAUGAAGUGGCCAUGUUAAAAAAGACCCGACAUUGCAAUAUUCUUUUGUUUAUGGGGUGUGUCUCUAAACCGUCGCUAGCUAUUGUAACGCAAUGGUGCGAAGGUUCUAGUCUGUACAAACAUAUACACGUAAAUGAAACUAAGUUUAAACUAAACACUUUAAUCGAUAUUGGCAGACAAGUAGCGCAAGGAAUGGAUUAUCUUCAUGCAAAAAAUAUCAUUCAUAGGGAUUUAAAAUCUAACAACAUAUUUUUACAUGAGGAUUUAUCUGUAAAGAUAGGUGAUUUCGGUUUGGCCACUGCAAAGACACGCUGGUCUGGAGAAAAACAAGCGAAUCAACCUACUGGCAGUAUUUUGUGGAUGGCUCCAGAAGUGAUACGCAUGCAAGAACAGAAUCCUUAUUCCUUCCAAUCGGACGUUUAUGCCUUUGGUAUUGUUAUAUACGAGCUAUUAGCUGAAUGUUUACCAUAUAGUCAUAUCAACAACAAAGAUCAAAUUUUGUUCAUGGUUGGACGGGGAUUGCUUCGACCAGAUAUGACUAAAGUACGUGGGGACGCCCCACAAGCACUCAAACGUCUGGCCGAGGAUUGUAUUAAAUAUGAUCGAAACGAUCGCCCACUAUUUCGACCUCUACUGAACAUGUUGGAAACUAUGUUAAGGGCAAUGCCGAAAAUUCACCGUAGUGCUAGUGAACCAAAUAUGACGCAAACACAGUUACAUAGUGAAGAUUUCUAUCAGUGCCCUAGUCCUAAAACUCCAGUUAACUUCAGUAAUUUCCAGUUUUAUAAUAGUGCGGGUAAUAUCUAGCGAUGCUGAUCCGAUAUUACUAUUGUGAUAACAAAAAUGAGGGACAGGCGAUAUCCCCUUUGAACGCUAAAAACUAGUGAAGGUACCUUUGACUAUGGAACAAAGAGCAAAGAAAUUUUAAGUUACAUACACUUAAAAACACAUAUACACAGUUACAUACACUUAAAAAUUUUGGGCCAUUGUUAUUGACGGCAAAAUGUACUUAAAAUAAUAUUUUAUUUUCUCUAAGUCUGAGUUAAUAUACAAACACAGUUAUUGCAUUAGUAAAAAAAAUAUUCUUAAAACCGUUAUCAGAAAUUGUGCUGAGCAAGCAUUUCUUGGCUCAAAGCUCGUCCCGGUGUAUAGAUCCGAGUGUUUUGAAAGCAUUUGCUAAUUUUUUUAUUGAAUUUGUUAAAACAUGAAUCACUCGUCACCAAUGGUGACUUGUUGGUGACUUCGGAAUUUUCGGCUUAGCCUGAUAUUUCAUAGAUGCUAAUGAAUAGAAUUAAUUACAUUUUUGUGAAACACUACCUUAAUUAAAGUUUUAAGUAGAAUAAUUAGAGGGCAAGAGCAUUUAAUUGCGUUGAGAUUGUAACUACAAAAUAAGUAAAUUAAUAUAAUAUGUAAAUGAUUUUAAGAUAUUAAGAUUAUAUAAAAUAUGUUUCAACGGACAAGUUUUUACAUUAAGCUUGUCCAACUAAAUAAAAUUAAAUUCAAAACUAA
Bactrocera dorsalis (oriental fruit fly) is the source of this 3455-nucleotide messenger RNA. Its product is annotated as raf homolog serine/threonine-protein kinase Raf. The transcript is spliced from 6 exons. Gene Ontology annotation, biological process: signal transduction; protein phosphorylation. The record is from RefSeq and is a predicted model, not a curated record. Gene Ontology annotation, molecular function: protein kinase activity; ATP binding. Bases 615 to 2753 code for a protein of 712 amino acids. NCBI's taxonomy places the organism in Eukaryota, Metazoa, Arthropoda, Insecta, Diptera, Tephritidae.